AUGGAUAGUCAGCGCCCCUCAGAGAGCGACAUCCCACGCCGAACUGUUCCGGGUUUGCAGCCGGCAAUUCCGGUUAGAUCACGACAAGUCGACGAUCAAGAAAUGGUCCAACUAGCUCUACCUCCAUUGAACGCGACUCCGGUAACCGCUUCACCUGUAUUGAGAAGUAGACCUACUGCAGGCGACACUGGAACUUCGUCUUCUCCCUUCAAUGAGAACCAUCGACCUUCAGUUACUGGAUACAACACGUCUGGUUUCGGAAAUGGAGGCUCCGGUCUUGGAAAUCUUGGAUCUGGCCCAAUAUACAAUAAUGGUGGUGGACUUGGUAAUCUAGGAUCUGGACCUUUGAACAGUGGUCUUGGAGCUUUAGGAUCUGGUCCCAUUUCAAACGGCAGCGGUCUAGGUGCCUUAGGCUCUGGUCCUAUUUAUAACGGCCCUGUUCAUAAUGACCGACGGCGAGUCUACCCUGAUGAGAAUCCGCCUACAACCGAUAUGGCUGCCAUCAUGACAGCUCAUGCUCAAACCACCCGCAGUCGAGGAGCUGCCGCAUUGUCUGGUCUAGGAGGAAAUACAUCUCUACCACAUAACGGAAUGAUGUCUCCCAAUGGAAUGAUGUCUCCUAAUGGAAUGAUGUCUCCCAAUGGAAUGAUGUCUCCUAAUAACGGAAUGAUGUCUCCUGGAGUCCUUUCACCUGGUCGAGGAAAUUCAACAGAUAAUAUUAUCGCCGUACCACCUGCAGCAACCUUGCAGAAAGUCACCCGAGCCGAAUGGACUCCCUACGAGAGAUUUGUCUACAAGGUUGGUAUUCUAGUACCCGACGACGAACCAGACCAACUUGUUGUUCCACCGGGAGCACAUAUUGAGGAGGUUAGACGUAACGGUAGAACCAAAUGGCGUGUAGUAAAUGCAAACAAGUUGGGUCUCCCUGACUACCUCGUAGAUCACCGACGAGAUCGUGAACCACUGGUUAUUUGGUCGGAACGUAAUUCAUGGUUUCCUGUCAUGGACACUGGUAGUCCAUUUCUGAAGAAGUGGGAUGCCUUGUCCAUGAGUUUGCUGCUAUUUACCGCCAUCGUCACUCCCUUUCAAGCCAGUUUUAGUCCCGAUGAAAGCAUAGACCUUCUCUUCCUCAUCAAUCGUCUCGUCGAUGCCGCCUUUUUCUGUGAUAUGUUAAUCCAGAUUCGAACUGCUAAACGUGAUGAACGUACCGGACAGUAUAUACGUGACGAAAAAACCUUAUUUCUGAAAUACCUCAAGUCCUGGUUUCUCAUCGAUUUGGUCUCUAUUAUACCGUUUGACGUAUUUUCGCUCGGAACCUCGGACUCUGGUACAACUGGUGCUGCUUCCGAUCUGUCUAAACUAAGACUGCUACGUUUCUUGAGAUUGGCCAGAUUGUUGAAACUGCUUCGAGUCCUGAGAGCUUCCAAAAAGCUGAAACAAUGGCAAAUGUACAUAAAUGCUCGAUAUGCUACACUUGAACUUUGGAAGUUCUUCAUCAGUCUGAUAUUUAUUGUGCAUUGGAUUGGAUGUGGAUAUCGAUUAGCAGCCACAGCAAACAAUGCAGAUGAUAUUCCUGGAUGGAAUGACCGAUACGCAAUCGCCACAAACCAAACCACAGCGGACAUGUGGCAGUUAUAUGUUGCAGCUGUAUACUGGUCUUCGUCUACUAUAUCUUUGGUUGGUCCUUCCUGGUCGGUUAUGGCACCACAAUGUCUUCGAGAACUUGGUUAUGCUCUAUUCGCAAACGUUAUGGCUUUCGUCAUCGCCAUGUACUUUAUCGCAACACUGGUGGACGUCCUCGGAGCCACGAACAAGACUCAACGAGAUCAUGAAAUACGUGUGGAUUCUUACAUGGAAAUGUUUGAUCGACUGAAACUGGACAAGAGACUCAAACGCAAAGUCCAUGAAUACCUUACUGACUCCUUUGCUACAUCUGUUACGUCUGGCUAUACAACUUUGCUGAAAGGACUCCCUAUGCAAUUACAUGGCUUUAUUACAAUGGAAAUGUUUGUCCCUUUCUUGGAGGAAAUCCCCUAUAUCGAACCAUUCAUUGACCGUGAGCCAAUCAUGAUACAAGAUCUCUGUCGUGGCAUAGAUAUCGUCUCGUACCCUGCCAAUUCUGCCAUCUUUUCUGAAGGUUACGAAGGCAUUUACUAUCUCGCUCACGGAAUUUGUGCUAGUGAAGGUCGAAUAUAUAGAUCAGGAGACAUUUUCGGCAGAACAGUACUGCGAGAGCAGAUCAAGACGACAGAGUGCCGAGCUCUUACGUCAGUCACAGUUCAUCUUCUCCGUCGAGAUGUCAUUAUAUCGACAUUGCAAAAAUGGCCUCGAAUCAUGUACUACGCCAAAAGAUGGACAGCUUGGGCUCUUUUACGUCGAUAUAUUAAAACGUACACCAACCUCUAUUACAUGGCUGCCAAGCGAGGAGCACGAAUGUAUCCUCCUCUUGUUUCACGACGACCCAAUAUGAAGGACGACGAUGCAGACGAAAUUGAUAUGGCGGUUAUGGAACAUAUAGCCGAGUAUGGAUACUGA
Messenger RNA from Synchytrium microbalum, 2535 nucleotides. RefSeq lists its product as uncharacterized. Gene Ontology annotation, cellular component: membrane. Gene Ontology annotation, molecular function: voltage-gated potassium channel activity. The record is from RefSeq and is a predicted model, not a curated record. The transcript is spliced from 5 exons. The coding region runs from base 1 to 2535 and encodes 844 amino acids. Gene Ontology annotation, biological process: potassium ion transmembrane transport; regulation of membrane potential. Lineage: Eukaryota; Fungi; Chytridiomycota; Chytridiomycetes; Synchytriales; Synchytriaceae.